AUGACAGUCUCAAACGGGAACAGCUACGCAACAACCUUCGACAACCGGGUCGGUGGUACGCCCAUUACUCGCGACAAUGACGGUCCUUACCAGGUGUCUGAGCAUAUCCUAUGCGCGCCAAGAAAGCUCCGAGUUGGAUGUAUAGGAGCUGGAGCUUCUGGGAUCAUGAUGUGCUACAAGAAGGAGAAGGAAUUUGGAGAUGACAUUGACCUGGUAGUUUAUGAAAGGUACCCCAAGCCAGGUGGUGUCUGGUACGCCAACAAGUACCCUGGUUGCCGCUGCGACGUUCCUUCGCCCGCCUAUCAAUACCCCUUUCACCCAAAAGCAGAUUGGUCCAAGUACUAUUCCCCGGCGGCUGAGAUCCAGUCGUAUUACGAGUCAUUUGCCAGAGAGAAGGGUUAUGUGGAUAACUACAUCAAGCUAUCUCAUCGCGUCGACAAAGCGACUUGGGAUGAGCCCAAUGGGCAGUGGAUUCUGACUGUAACGGAGACCACUGAUGGCCAAGAGCGAACUUUCGAGGACAGAGUCGACUUUUUGAUCGCCAACAUUGGCAUCUUGAAUACCUGGAAGUGGCCUGAUAUUCCCAACCGCGAAGCCUUCCGUGGACACAUGACCCAUUCAGCGGACUACGAUACCAAUCUUGACUUACAAGACAAGACCGUGAUCGUAAUUGGAUCUGGCGCCUCUGCCAUCCAAAUUGUGCCAGCCAUCAGGUCGACAGCAAAGAAAGUUAUCUCAUUCUAUCGCACACCGCAGUGGAUUGGACCCGGUUUACCCAUGGAAGGCUACACGGACUCGGAUGGACGAAACUUUGUCUAUACCGAUGAGCAAAAGAAGCAAUUCGCUGAAGACCCAAAGGCGUACUUGGAGCAUCGGAAAGAAAUGGAGACAAAGAUCAAUACGAGUUUCCGAAAUAACAUCGCGGACCACCCGAACCAGAAGAUGGCUCGCGAGUUUGUGGCUAAAAGAAUGGCCAAGAUUCUCAAGAACGAUGAGAGAUUGACCCAGCGCCUGAUCCCAACCUUUCCCAUGGGAUGCCGUCGCCUCGGCCCAGCUGAAGGAUUCCUUGAGUCUUUCCACGAAGACAACGUUGAACUAGCCGAAGGCGAAAUCGAAUCUUUCACCGAAAACGGUCUACGUGUUGCCGACGGAACGAAGUAUCAAGCAGACGUCAUCAUUUGCGCGACGGGCUUCAACGUCAGCUUCAAGCCACAUUUCCCUGUCAUCGGCCGCGAUAAUGUGUCGCUUGGUGAGGCUUGGAAGGAUGACCCAGCGGCCUACCUUGCACUUGCUGCGAGUGGCUUUCCCAACUUUAUGUUGGGUUCGCUUGGACCAAACUGUCCUGCGGGUCAUGGAUCGUUCAUUACGGUCCUUGAAGCAGCGCAGAACUACAUCUGCAAGGUCAUCAGGAAGAUCCAAACAGAGAACAUCCUCACAUUGGAUGUCAAGCCUGAGGUUGUUGACGAGUACAACGAACAUGUGCAUGAGUGGCUGAAACGAACUGUCUGGGCUGCCGGUUGUCGUUCGUGGUACAAUCAAGGUCGACCGAAUGGCAAGAUCACGGCGCAGUAUCCAGGAUCUCUUGUCCACUGGCGGUUAAUGCUUGAGAACCCUCGGUACGAGCACUACAACAUUCAGUACCGAAGCCGUAAUAGGUUCGAGUUCAUGGGUAAUGGCUUUACGUUGCCGGAGGUAAAUGGUGGAGAUGUGGCAUGGUAUCUGGAUCCAGAACACAUAGCAAAGCCUCUCUUCUCAGAAUAA
Molecule: messenger RNA, 1761 nt
Organism: Fusarium fujikuroi IMI 58289
Lineage: Eukaryota; Fungi; Ascomycota; Sordariomycetes; Hypocreales; Nectriaceae
Product: related to steroid monooxygenase
Exons: 6
Coding region: 1-1761 (586 amino acids)
Molecular function (GO): N,N-dimethylaniline monooxygenase activity; flavin adenine dinucleotide binding; NADP binding
Source: RefSeq, a predicted model, not a curated record